Rubroshorea leprosula is the source of this 1085-nucleotide messenger RNA. The record is from the annotation of a GenBank genome assembly. Lineage: Eukaryota; Viridiplantae; Streptophyta; Magnoliopsida; Malvales; Dipterocarpaceae.
GAUGAAGUAAUAGACCACUUUCUUUAUAUACAUAUGGCCUAUACUAUAGGCCAUGAAUUAAUCACCUUUUUCUUUCUCUGCACAUUCCAUUCAUGUUGGAGGUUGCAUGGAUGCAUCUGUUUGUCCAUGUAAAUUAUAGUUAUUUGUGCAGCCUGGGUGUUCAUGUUGCCUCGACUUUAUGCAAAGCUUCUCUUCUUAAUUUUGGAGUAUUUUUGGUUGAUGCAGGAAUGUAUUAAUAGAAUCGCCUCCCUGGAAAGUAUGGGUAUGUGUUCCUUUUGGUUGUUUUGAAUAUUUCAUCUAUCCACCUCAACCAGCUGUCUUGUAUAAGUUAUGUUCUUAUAUGUUUAUUUUAGGUUUAACUCCAACUAUCUCAAAUUUCAGGAGCCCAUUGAGCAUGUUGUUAGUCCUUCAUUAUGUUAUGGUUAUGGAAUUGGAAAGAUUUAACCAAGUUCACAUCUCAAGUAAUAGGCUUAUAAUGUUGUAUUUGUUGUUUUGCCAACAUAUUUUCAUUUGCAUCAGGUCGACUUUCUGGUGUCAUGGAUGAUAGGGGAAAAUACAUAUACAUCUCACAAGAGGAGAUGAAAGCUGUUGCGGACUAUAUUAAGCGUCAGGGUAGAGUUAGCAUCUCUCAUCUAGCCAGCAAGUCCAACCAGUUCAUUGAUUUAGAGCCAAAAGCACUGUUUGUGGAGGAAAUCAGCAGUGUGGAAGAGAUUACCCCUGCUUGACUCACCAUGUCCAUCCAUGUCAAUCCAUAGAGAAAUCUCAAGGUCCAUUACAAGACAGAAAGAUUAAAAGCUCAAGAGUUUCAUAUACAGAUUUACCUAUCUACCAUAAAACAGCGAUACCGUGGAGCUCAUAGUUGCAUGCAGAAAAAUACAGUAAAUACAACCUUCUGAGGAAUAUUGAGAUGGAAUGGGUAUAGGGAUCUCUUUUCUUUAUCCUGUUGGAAUUGCAGAGUAGAUCUAAGAAACAUUGCUUAAAGAGACUGAUGUUUUUAGUACUGUAAAUGUCUUCUUUCGACUAGUACAACAACCCCUGCUUGGGUUUUUACGUUUUACAGGACGUAAGCCGCACCAGAAUGUUUC